AUGGAGCUCGCUUAUAAGGCAUGUGGUGAAGACUUAGCAGCUGUCAGCGAGUGGGGGGAAGACAUGUGUGGUGCACCUGCAGUGUCUGUGAACACUGAGCGUCCUCCCAAGCAUCAGUUUUGUAAUUCUGCUGAGAUAGGCGCCCAAAAUUCCGCCUUAGAGAACAAACAGUCUCACGUCCGCCCCAUGUCUGCCUCGUAUUCUGCCCCAGGCUUUGUUAGGAGCUACUCCAUAGCAGAUCCAUCCAACGAAGCAUUUACGGUCUCUCACGAGCUGGACUUUGAUGACUGGAUGACGACAAUUAUAGGAACACUGCAGCUCGUAGUUUCAUCUGCUGUCAUUUUCUUGGGCAUAUACUUAUUGGUGACCUGCCCUGAGAUGGCGGAGGAAGCCCCACUUUUGUUCUAUUUUGUAGCUUUCUCUCUGUCUGCCGAGCUUGCACUGCUGAUGUUGAUUUGUCUGUUAAUGAUGGCGUUGCGGCUGUUAUGCGGACCAGCAAGGUCUGCGUACAGCUCUGCUAUCUGCGGCAUCUUUCACCGUACCAUGGAAGGCAUGAUCUACUUCUUAUGUGUUGGAUUUGGGGGCACCCUGCUAGUACUCUUGGCUACGGGCGAUCCUACGGACCCAAGGGUGCGCUAUCUGGGGAAGAGGCAGGAGUUUGUUUGGGCCUUUGUUACCAUGGAAGUAGCUCUUUGUCUCCUCUACUGCCUUCAGACUAUCCCCACUCUUUAUGGUGUAUGCAAGUUUGCCUCUCAUAAGAUCUUCUUGAAGGUCACAGGAAGGGAUGAGCUAGAGUUCCAAAGGGGGGAUGUGCCCGUGGCUUAUGCCCGCCUUUCAGAUUAUGAUUACUCCCUACAACACAUGAACAAUCCUGCUGCUGUUACUCCGCCUGAGGUGUUUAUUCAACCCAAUGGCCGCUGGAGGGAUGCGCAAUUCCGUGAGGAAGCUCACACGCAGCGCACAGAUGCAGAACGCGCACUUCUAGGCAGUGAUGUCUGA
This is a messenger RNA of Cyclospora cayetanensis, 999 nucleotides long. RefSeq lists its product as uncharacterized. Bases 1 to 999 code for a protein of 332 amino acids. The transcript has a single exon. NCBI's taxonomy places the organism in Eukaryota, Apicomplexa, Conoidasida, Eucoccidiorida, Eimeriidae. The record is from RefSeq and is a predicted model, not a curated record.